Parus major (Great Tit) is the source of this 1168-nucleotide messenger RNA. RefSeq names its product family with sequence similarity 32 member A (gene FAM32A). The record is from RefSeq and is a predicted model, not a curated record. The coding region runs from base 57 to 395 and encodes 112 amino acids. The transcript has 4 exons. Lineage: Eukaryota; Metazoa; Chordata; Aves; Passeriformes; Paridae. Gene Ontology annotation, cellular component: nucleolus.
CCCGGCCGCGCUGCUGCGGCGCUGCCGGCAGGGGUCGCGGGCGGGGCCGUUCCGCCAUGGCGGAUUACGAGGCGGUGCAGCGCGGUCCACUGCGGCUCAAGGGCAGCGGGGGAGCCCUGGGGGCCGGCAAGCGGAAGAAGAAGAAGGCGAAAGACAAGGCCCAGAUCCUGGAGCAGAUCGUGAGCAGCAAGAAGCAAGAGGAGGAGAAGAAGCGUGGGCUGGACAAGCGGACUCCGGCGCAGGUGGCCUACGAGAAGAUGCAGGAGAAGCGGCAAAUGGAACGGAUCCUGAAGAAAGCGUCGAAAACCCACAAGCAGCGAGUGGAGGACUUCAACAGGCACUUGGAUACUCUGACUGAGCAUUACGACAUUCCCAAAGUCAGCUGGACUAAAUGACCGGGCUGCUUUUCACGGCUCUGGAGCGGGAGUUGUUUUGUUUGUAUCUAGCACGGUUGCCAUGAAAAUGUCUUUUCUCCAUAUUGUCUAAUACAUCUUCUGAGCUUUUAUGACCUUUAUUCUGUCUUAUUUUAUAGUCUUAUUUUUCAAAACCGGACAUCCAGCAACGUCUCCUCUGCGCUGAGGAGCUCUGGAUUACGUCGAUGCAGAGGGUUGUUUUUUUUCGUGUUUAUAGUGAGAUUAAUUACUGUGAGCCAGAUGGAAAACAUUCCUUUAUUUCUUUGGUUUUAACAGUUCUCCCAUUUUAAAGGGAAGAGUCUGACAGUCUCACAUUUAAGUUUCUCUUCUAAGUUAUGUGAAUUGUACAAUUACUUUCUGUCAAAUUCUGUCAGAGGCCAUGUUGCAAAACGUGAAAUAUAUAAAAUUGUCUUGCAAAAGGAUGUUCUUUGAUAUUUGAUCUCUGUAUACUUUGAAUCCUAAUGAGAAAGAGGAGAGGUCUAAUAUAUGAAAUAGCUUCCAACAAGCUCUAUGUCCCAAGUUUUGAUAGCUGAUGUGCCGGAUUUCUGGAAUCCCACCAAGCACCCAGGCUUGUGCAACUCUGAAAUAAAUAAUCAGUGUGUCUCUCGAGUGUAUAAUGACUGUCUUGCUGUGCACCGGGUACUGAAUCCGAUUUUUGUGGAAAACAGUAGAAUUUCUGUCUUGAGCUCUUUCAGAGUGGUCUGCUGCAACUUGUAACUUCGAUGUAACUUAUUAAAACGCUGCCUUCAUCCCUU